AUGCGAUUGUACUGCGGCGGCAGCCUUGGUAUGGAUUUUGGAUUGUCGAACGGUUUUGUUCGCGUGCUGAAACGAACGCCAAUUUUUCCGUACGUCAAUCGAUGUGGGCGGAAGAGCGUUCACGAUGGCACUCAACCUCGGUGCGGAUUUUCGAUUAUCGAACGCUUUGAUCACCUUGUGGAAAGUCAAUUUUUCCAUACGUCAAUCGAUACGGACUGA
Macrosiphum euphorbiae (potato aphid) is the source of this 219-nucleotide messenger RNA. Lineage: Eukaryota; Metazoa; Arthropoda; Insecta; Hemiptera; Aphididae. The record is from the annotation of a GenBank genome assembly.